Emericellopsis atlantica is the source of this 2145-nucleotide messenger RNA. RefSeq lists its product as uncharacterized. The record is from RefSeq and is a predicted model, not a curated record. NCBI's taxonomy places the organism in Eukaryota, Fungi, Ascomycota, Sordariomycetes, Hypocreales, Bionectriaceae. The transcript is spliced from 6 exons. Gene Ontology annotation, molecular function: protein binding. The coding region runs from base 318 to 1994 and encodes 558 amino acids.
CGCGGACAAACCAACCCCACCCAUCAAGUCUCAUGCAAGGUUUCAUCAUUCUGGGCGCCAGGCGAAUGAUUCGUCUCCAGCCAGCAUUGCCUGCAAGGGAGUAGCCGCUCUGAAAUGCAAUUGCAUCCUUCGUGCAGCUUUUGGCCCCCAACGAGUGAGGCACAGCAGCGCCAACCAUCAAAUGGCUGCCCGCACCGUCUUGCGCGCGCCCCCAAUCAUAAUAAUGCCCACUUGGCUCGCGCCGAUCCAGGUCCGAGAACAAUUGCUGUCAUUUUCUUCGGGGCUUCCUUGAAGCUCGCGGCCUAUGUAGCAGCAACAUGCACGGACGCGAAAGACGAGCAGACGAGUCAGAUGGCUCGGCGCAUCGGCGUCGAGCGAUGCAGCAGAUCGCCGUGGUAGGCAACAAGGCAUACCUCAACGGAGGUCGCGUGUCGGAGUAUAUUGACGGAGAGACACAAAACAGCAAUGGCGCAACAUCAUCAGAGCUUGCCUCAACCUUCUCACUGCCAUUGGACAAGUUGUGGAGCAACAGCACCAAAAACUCGCCCUAUGGCGACUACUCACCCAAUGCAGACUCACGACGUCCUCGCCCUAUACGUCUGAAGCAGGCGCUAUGGGGCGACCGCGCGGGAAAGAUGAUGUACCGCUGGGGCGGUGCCACUAGCUGGGGCAAGACCAUGGAUGAGGACGACGUGGUUCUCUUUAGGUUCGACCCCGAUCGACAGUCGGGGGACCAGUGGGACGAGGCAGACAAGACGCCCGAGGACGUCGACGGCAACACAUUCGUUGGCAACAGCAACGGCGCAUCAGCAUCGUGCAACGGGUUGGGAUUCUACGUUGGCGGCUUGGCGAGUAAUGCGUCGGAUUCGACCGUCUCGGCCAACUUUUCCACCCCAGGUGUCCUCAUGUACGACAUGGAAGACGGGACGUGGACCAACAGCACCACUGUCCCCCUCAACGAGCCGAACGGCCAUGUGUGGAGUAUGGAGGCGCAGUGCACGACGGCAUUCAACAACGCGGACCCCCUCUUGGUGGUGUUAGGUGGGAAGUCAGACUCAGGAUUCAUGUCCAUGAACUCGGUGUGGUUCUGGGACCCUGCAGAGAAGGAGUGGUAUAACCAGACCGCGACGGGGGAUGUGCCGUCUGAAAGGGAGUAUUUCUGCACUGCGGGUGCAGAGAGCAAGGGCGGCACCUACGAGAUCUUCGUCUACGGCGGACGAGACGCCGAUGGAGAGACUCUGGAUGAUAUCCAUGUUCUCUCGCUGCCGGCCUUUCACUGGUUCAAUACUAAUGUCAGCGCCCCAGCGAGGCUGCACCACGCGUGCGCUUCGGGCGGCAAUGGCCAGAUGCUCGCCGUCGGAGGCGUCGAGAAGGAGUGGGAAUGGGAGACCCCUGACCCCUGGCGGUGGUCAGUUGGCGUGCUCGACAUGAAGGAGCUCGAGUGGAAAGACGGCUACAAUGGUGACGCGGGUGAAUAUGAGGCUGCCGAUGCGGUGAGGCAGUGGUAUAGCGAUGGAAACCUUGAUAACGUCCAGUGGGACGACGAGACUGCCAAGUCACUUUUUGACAAAAGUAUCUCUGUCGACGUACCGAAAGAAACCCCGUCUACAUCAAGUGGAGAUGGCUCUUCCGAGGCUUCAGGGGAUGGUGGUUCGUCAUCCAACACAGGCGCCAUUGUGGGCGGCGUGAUAGGAGGCAUCGCUGCACUCGCUGUCCUCGGCGCAUUGCUGUGGUUCCUCAGACGCAGGAAGAAGAAGGGCACGCAGGCGGCCGAGCUCGUUGGCGACCAUGCACACGGUGCGCUUCCUCCCAAAAGCAUGUCCAGCUCUCCGGCAUCGGGGACCCGAACAGACAGCAACUCGGAACCCGUUUCGGAGAUGGCGACGGUGGGCCAUGAGAGGCUGGAGUUGCCCGAAGAAACGAGUGGAAGGGCAGAGUUGCCGACGGAUUUUAACCUGGGGGUUGACAGACACUUUACACUACAGAAGCCAUAGGCUUGGUCAGCCAAGGGCUAGAUCGAACAAUGGGAGCCCCUUGUAUAUACUUUUGAUGUUGAGCCGUGCUCGCCGUUGCGAGAAGGAGUUUGUCCGGGUGACUUGUCGUUGGGUCUAGGAGUCCAGUCUAUCAAGAUUAAGAUCAUCAGCC